Messenger RNA from Vigna radiata var. radiata (mung bean), 1855 nucleotides. Its product is annotated as magnesium transporter MRS2-5. Gene Ontology annotation, molecular function: magnesium ion transmembrane transporter activity. Gene Ontology annotation, biological process: magnesium ion transport. NCBI's taxonomy places the organism in Eukaryota, Viridiplantae, Streptophyta, Magnoliopsida, Fabales, Fabaceae. The transcript has 8 exons. The record is from RefSeq and is a predicted model, not a curated record. The coding region runs from base 472 to 1716 and encodes 414 amino acids.
GCAACUAAUAACUACCUUUGUCAAGCUGUUUUACUCUUUCGAAAACAAAUAAAAAAGUUAAAUCGCAGUGUUCGUACAAUCCAUCAUUACUUUUCUCGUAAUGCAGUGUUCGUAAUCUUCUUCGGCUCUGCCCUCUGAGAAUAGAAACCCGUUCGCAAUCUUACUUCAACCCAUCUUCCACCUUUCAAACCUUUUCUGCAUAUUCUCGACCUUCAGUUUUUCACAUCGACUCAGGCGUCACUUUGUUAGUUUUCUUAUUGGUUGCGGUCAAUUCUUCAAUUAGAUGGAGUUUUAAUUUGAGAAAGGCACAACGUAUGGAUCACCUCAGAUGCAGUUCUUGAUCCGGUUGUCACCUGUAUAUCAAGGUUGUGGUGGAAAUGAAUGCUGAAUAGUGAAUACUGAUGGAGACUACCACAGUUAAAAGUAAUUCUGUAUCAGUAUUGCAAGUGAGAAAAUUGUAAUGCAAUUGCUAUGGAUGAAACACAAGAUCAGGAUUAUUCUUCCAGUCUACCCGAGGUUUCUUUGUCUCGCGAUGACAGUGUGAGGUCUUAUUCCAAUGCGCAAAUAAAUCGUGGGACUGGGAUGUCAGGCCUGAAGAAGAGAGGUCAUGGAAGUCGGUCUUGGAUUAAAAUUGGUAACGAUGGGAAUUUUGAGACAGUGAGACUUGACAAGGCAACUAUAAUGAGAAAUUGUUCUUUGCCUUCUAGAGAUCUCCGGCUAUUGGAUCCAAUGUUUAUUUAUCCUUCAGCAAUAUUAGGACGGGAGAAGGCCAUUGUAGUCAACCUUGAGCAAAUCCGAUGUAUAAUCACUGCUGAUGAGGUCAUCCUGAUGAAUUCAUUGGAUGGUAGUGUUGGUCAGUACAGGUCAGAAUUAUGCAGUCGCCUUAAGAAUGAAAAAGCUGAUGAUCUACCUUUUGAAAUUAGGGCACUGGAGUUGGCUCUAGAAUUGACAUGCACGUCUUUAGAUGCUCAGGUAAACGAACUGGAAAUGGAAAUAUAUCCCGUGCUAGAUGAACUAGCCUCAUCUAUCAGUACUCUAAAUCUGGAACGUGUUAGGAGAUUUAAAGGUCACCUGCUUGCUUUGACUCAACGAGUUCAGAAGGUUCGUGAUGAAAUAGAACAUCUUAUGGAUGAUGAUGGUGACAUGGCUGAGAUGUGUCUAACUGAGAAAAAGAGAAGAUCUGAUACUUACACUAUUAAUGAUUGUUUUCAAACUAAUGUAUCUGGUAGAGUGAUUUCGAAGUCAGCUCCUGCUUCACCCGAGCGAACAACUAGUGGAGUCCAGAUGUUGCAAAGGGCUUUCAGCAGCAUUGGGAAUUCUAGUAAACAUGGUAGCUCAAUGGUCUCUUCUGAUAAUGGGGAAAGGAUUGAGCCACUCGAAAUGUUGCUUGAAGCAUAUUUUGUAGUCAUUGAUAAUACUCUUAACACACUAUUAUCGCUCAAAGAAUACAUUGACGACACAGAAGAUUUUAUCAACAUAAAAUUGGGAAAUAUUCAAAACCAGCUAAUACAGUUUGAGCUGCUUCUUACAGCUGCUACAUUGGUAGCUGCAGUAUUUACUGCUGUAGCAGGUGUAUUUGGAAUGAACUUUGAAACCACAGUUUUUGACUAUCCAUCUGGAUUCAAUUUGGUUUUGGUAAUUACUGGUAUUGCUUGUAUAGCAUUGUAUUUCGCUCUCCUAUUUUAUUUUAGGUACAAGAAAGUGCUUGCAGCUUAAACUUCAAUACCAAUAAAUUGAGUGUGCGUUCGCAUUGGUCAAGAUGACAGCUUGCAGCCAAAUAUAACAUCUAUUUGCUUGUGGAAGAUAAUUUACUCAUAAUUCACUGCUUCAACAUGGCUGGAUACAUUGAAUCUUU